Paramecium pentaurelia is the source of this 1288-nucleotide messenger RNA. Lineage: Eukaryota; Ciliophora; Oligohymenophorea; Peniculida; Parameciidae. The record is from the annotation of a GenBank genome assembly.
AAUGGAUUGGGAAAAAGACUUCUAUGAAUUUUUAAUGGAAAUUAUUUGUAAAUAGAAUUCAAUAAGAUUGCAAAUGGCAAGCAAUGAUAUAGUUAAUGCAAUGUAAAAGCUUCCUCCAAAGCAUCCAGUGAAUAUGCAUAGAAAAUAAUAUGGAAACCUUUAAUAGUGUUUUAAAGCAAAAAAAAAUCCAUUUUUCAGUUACACAGACAACUUAGUUGUUUUAUUACCAAAGGAUAAGAUGGAUUAAUUGAAUUAACAUGGAGUAUGUAUUAUUAAUUACUAAUAAUAAUUAGCUGGUUCCAUUAUAUUAGUUGUAUGUUCAAACUUAUGAAAAUGUACAAAAGAAAUUGAUUGAAAUAAUGAAAAUAAACAAGGAGAAUCAAUGUUAAGUUUGUGGAGUUGUCUAUAAAGUAUUGAUAAAUAGAUAAGGGAUGUGUGGAGAAGAAGAAGAUCAGAAGGCUCAUGUUCCAAUGCAUUAAUUUAAUAUAUUAUGAAUAAUAAUAAAUUGAUUAUAUUCGGUGAACAAAGUGAAAAGAAUAAAAAGAAGUUACAAUAGUUUCUUAUAACUCAUGAUAUUCAAAUUAAUAAAGAAACUCUAGAAGCAGUUGUCAAAAUCAAAAUGGAAAAAAAUGACAAUGAAUAUCUCAAAUAAAUAUAAAACAAAAUAUAGUACUAUUAGAAAUAGUUGGCAAGUUUAUAAUAAUUUAAAGGAAUCAAUUAUGAAUUGAAAUAGAAAUAAAAGGAAAAGUAUUAAAGUCAAAUAGAUGAAUUACAUAACAUAGAGGAAAUUUGCUAACGAUCAGAUAAAUUUUCUGAAUAGUUGAAAAGCCUCUUUUAUGUAUGUUUACAUUAUCAUUAUUUGCAAAACAUAUUUGUUUCUUAAGAAAUAAAGUUAGAAGAAAUUUUAGAAAUAUUUAAAAUGGUCUUUUUCAAUUUACAAACUACUACAAAUAAAGAUUAAAAAGUACUAUAGUUUUGUGUAUAACAUUAUAAAUCUUUAUAAAAGAGUAAAGAAUAAUCAACUCAUUCUAAAAAUUUAUCAAUAGAUACAAAAUCAUAAACCUCAGGAUAUUCUAGAGGAGGUGUUGAAAAUAAAACACCUUCAAGAAGUACAACACCAAAAAGAUAAUAAAUCUGCAAUAAAAGCAUAGUUGAAUUGUCAACUCCCUAAUUAAAGAAUUAUUAUACUUAGAUGUUAAAAAAAAUCAAUAUAAAUAAUUAAACACCUUCAAUUGACAAAAUUACUUCUAUUCAAAAAGAGAAGGACAAAACCAAUUUUAGAGUUUGA